Molecule: messenger RNA, 807 nt
Organism: Sabethes cyaneus
Lineage: Eukaryota; Metazoa; Arthropoda; Insecta; Diptera; Culicidae
Product: apolipoprotein D-like
Exons: 3
Coding region: 1-807 (268 amino acids)
Molecular function (GO): pigment binding
Source: RefSeq, a predicted model, not a curated record
AUGGUGGAUUUAAAGUGGAAAAUUGGACUUGCCCUGUUGGGCCUGUGUACAGUGGUGAUAUUCACGGAGGCACAGAUUCCUGCCCUGGGUGCCUGUCCUUUGUACUCGCCGAUCGCCAAAUUCAACCGAACUCGUUUCCUCGGUACCUGGUUUGAGGUUGAACGUUACUUUACUGUCAACGAAGUGGCUAUGAAGUGUGUUUCAGCGACCUACGAACUGCAGGUGGAUGGGAAAAUUGUCGUCAAAAAUGCGCUGACCAAUUCUUUUAACAAUGUAGAACGGAUCAUUUCCGGCAUAAUGGCACCACCGGGACGAGCGGGCGAUGGUCGGUACACUAUUCUCUACCAAUCGUUCCCCAUCAGCUACAAUGCCUCGGUUAUGGUUUUGGGUACCGAUUAUGACAGCUAUGCUGUGCUUUGGUCGUGCUCCAAUAUUGGACCAGUCGGUCAUACAAUCUCCGCCUGGCUGUUGACACGCGACCGAGUCCCUCAGGCUGAUGUCAUGUUCCGUGCUUACGAAGUGCUGAAAAAAUAUGGUGUUAGCAGAACCUUCUUCGUCAAGACAAACCAGGUGGAUUGCGUUAUCGUACCGGAUCCGGUGAAUGCAACGGAACAGCUGGUAGCAACACGCCAGGAUUGUGGCACUGAUGGCAGUCCUCAGAGAACUGGUGUUCACCAAUAUUAUCAGUUGGCCGCUACCCGCCUCGAACCACCCGUAUUUAGCCUUGAUGAUUUGGCACAAUUCAGAAAGGAAAUUUUCGCCAUGCCAAAUGUAGAUGUGCAGCCACUUACUCCCGAGGACAAUUGA